AUCAAAAGCGAUUUCACUAGAUUCGUCCGUCUUCCUUGAUUUUAUCAUUUUGCCGAUCAUAACUCUAGGCCUGACUCGGUGGCACGUAUGGCUGUCGGCACGAGCUGGCGUGCCGAGGAUACGCAUGGAUCUGACAUCGCCUUGUCGAGUAACUGACCUAUUAUUCUUCGUUCGUAUACCUUCCCUGACACAAGGCAAACGACUGGGUUAAUUCGUUAAGGACCGGUCUGAUUACUAUUAUUGGGUGAGACCCCGGUUGCAAGACCUAAGUGUUACCCUCUGACUCCAAAGUGUAACACUGAGCCCGUCGGAUUGCAACGAUGCACGCGGAUCGACUGCAAGAUUCGCCGUCAAGCGCGGCGCCAUGUGCGGGGGAUACGUUUCACCUGCACUUGCAGGCUUUCUUACCUGUAGACCGAAAGCCUACUGCCGUUUCCUCGCCGGCACAAGCGAGUGCAACUGGUUACCAUGGUUACACGGAGAACCAUGGUUACCAUUUCGCGGUGAUUGAACGGCUCUCAACAACCACCACGCAGCCUUCUCCGAUCCAACCCACAUCGCGACAAAAUCUGGGUGUUUAUGACCCAGUGCGGCAUGCAGUAGCGCGUAUACACUCUCACGUGCAUUCCCCAUCCGCACAUACGAUCGGACGGCUGCAACUGGCCCAUACGUCCCUGAGACCCUCCAGCAGCAGCGGAAUGACGGAACCUCUUGGAACCGAACCUGCAGCAACUACACCGGCGCAAUCGACGCCGGCGCAAACGACCCCGGCGGUGGGGCAAGCGUCGGCGGCGCAGGCGGCGCAGCAGCUGGCGCGGUGGCGGCAACAGCAGGGCGCGAGCUGGCAGUCGUUCGGUCUCGACCUGGCGCUAGGCGGCGCGCUAGGCGGCGUGUCGCACACGGUGGUGGCGCCGAUCGAGCGAGUGAAGCUGCUGCUGCAGACGCAGGACAGCAACGCCGCGAUUCUCGCAGGGCAGCACCGGCGGUACCGCGGGUUCGUGGAUGCCGUGACGACGAUCGUGAAGGAAGAAGGCUUCUGGGCGCUGUGGAGAGGAAAUGGAACCAGUGUUAUGCGCUAUUAUCCGUCCCUCGCGCUCAACUUUGCGUUCAAGGACUACUAUCGCGUUCUCUUCGCCCCGUCUCAUCUACUCGCGGAGCCUUCCGCCACCCGAAUUGCAGCAGGAAACUUCCUGGCAGGAGCAGCAGCAGGAGCCACGAGUCUUCUUGUCACGUACCCCCUAGACGUGGCACACACGCGCCUAGCCACCGAUAUAGGCACGCGCAGGCAGUUUGCAGGCAUGCGAUCCGUUAUAGCGGCGAUCUACAGAGCGGAGGGGGUCAGAGGCUUAUACCGCGGAUUUCCUGCGUCUGUGCAUGGGAUCAUCGUGCAUAGGAGUCUGUACUUUGGGGGGUUUGACAGCGCGAAGCAGCUGCUGCUGAAGAGCAACAGAGGAGGGGGGUGGGGCGGAGGAGGAGAGGGAGGAGGGGGAGGGGGAGAGGGGGGAGAAAAUAGUGGGGAAAAAGGGAAGGCAGGAGAGAGGGAUGGGCAUGGGCACGGGCAUGGGGAUGGGCAUGGGGAUGGGGAUGGGUCGGGGCAUGCGCCGUUCUGGCUGAAGUGGAUGCUGGCGCAGGCAGCAACAACGACUGCGAGCAUCGUGUCGUACCCGUUUGACACGGUGCGGCACCGCAUGAUGAUGCAGGCUGGCCUCGCCAAGCCCAGGAGGGGCGAAGCAGGGAGAGCAGGGGUAGUGGCAGGAGGAGAAUCAGCAGCAAGAGGAGUAGGAGCAGGAGGAGCAGGAGGAGCAGGAGGAGCAGGAGGAGCAGGAGGAGUAGGAGUAGGAGCAGGAGCAGGCGCAGGAGCAGGGGUGGGUGUGGUUGGAGCGGCAGGGGCAGGAGCAGGGGUUGGAUUGACUGCUGCUCUUGCAGGGGCUGAAGCUACAGCUGGUACCCGCUCGAAUGCUGCAACGAAUGCGCUUGCUACUGGCGUAAAUGUGGCCAGAACGCCUGCUCCGGCUGCCUGCCCUCUCAGCCACUCGUUUGAGAGCCACCAGCACGAUCACGUGCAAAACCACGGCGAAACACAUGGGCAAUUGGGUCAAUCAGGGCAAUCGGGCCAUUCAGGUCAAUCAGGUCAAGAACGAGCACAGGGCCAAGCACAGGGCGUACCACAAAAGGGUCAGCAGCCGCAACAGCAUCACCAACAGCAGCGUCAGCAGCAGCAGCAACAGCAGCAGCAGCAUCAGCAGCAGCAGCAGCAGCAGCCUAGAAAGGUGGUGGUGUUUAAGAGCACGUGGCAGUGCUGGAAGCAUGUGUACCGGCAGGAGGGCGUGCUGGGGUUUUAUAAGGGCCUCUUCAGUAACAUUCUGAGAGGCACAGGUGCGGCAUUUAUUCUCGUGAUGUAUGACGAGGUGCGGCAGUUUUUGCACGGCGAUAAGGCACUGUAACGGAGGUGAUGGUGUUUAAGAGCACGUGGGAGUGCUGGAAGGCCUCUUCAGCAACAUUCUGAGAGGCAUGGGGGCGGCAUUCAUUCUCGUGAUGUAUGAUUAGGUGCGGCAGUUGUACACGAUACGGGAAAGGGACUGUGAUGGUGGUGAUAGUAAGGAGGGAGAGGGGUUUAUGGAGUGGCACCUACAGCAUCAGCUGCAGUAGCAGGGCAGGGGUUGCAGUGUUAUGUUGGAAGAUUCUGGUGAAAUGGACUUGCUACAUCGGAGGCAAUGAGCCCACACAGAUGACUUGGCACUCCACAUUCUCUAUUAUUGGAUUGUGCACCCUUGUGCCCCUGCUAACAGCAUGGAAGGGUUUUUGCACUGCACACACUACUGGGACCUAC
Messenger RNA from Closterium sp. NIES-67, 2830 nucleotides. The record is from the annotation of a GenBank genome assembly. NCBI's taxonomy places the organism in Eukaryota, Viridiplantae, Streptophyta, Zygnematophyceae, Desmidiales, Closteriaceae.